CCUAGUUCCAAUGGAAAGUGAAGAAAUCAUCUGCAAUUUCUGAGUGCAAACGAAUGCCAGUGUUAUACUUGUAGUUUGACACUGGUGGACAGUGGAUCCUGUUCAUGUCCUCUGGCUGAUGUGCCAUAGGUCAAAAUGGGCAGAACUCCUCAGAAAGAGCAAAAAGAUGCUAAAAAGGAGAAACUUGGGAGGGGUGUUGAUGUCACAGGUCCCCCGCAGACAAACUCUAAUGAGCCAUUCAGCUGGGAAGCUUACUUAAAGGAGACCUCGUCUUCACCUGCCUCUCCCAGCUGUUUCAGACAGGCUAGGAUCCCUCCUAGCAAUGACUUCAAAGUGGGAAUGAAGCUAGAGGCUCAUGAUCCACGGAACUCUCCUUCUGUCUGUAUCGCCACGGUGAUGGGCUUGAUGGGAACACGACUACGACUGCGACUGGAUGGUACUGACAACACCAAUGACUUCUGGAGACUUGUGGACUCCUCUGACAUCCAGCCAAUUGGCACGUGUGAGAGAAGUGGGGACAUGCUACAGCCGCCUUUGGGGUUUCGAAUGAAUGCCUCGUCAUGGCCCAUGUUCCUUCUAAGGACAUUAAGUGGAGCUGAGAUGGCUCCAGCUUCAGCAUUUAAAAAGGAACCCCCAAGGCCCUCUCAGAAUCACUUCAGACCAGGCAUGAAGUUGGAAGCAGUGGACAAGAAGAACCCACAUCUCAUUUGUCCUGCCACCAUUGGCGAGGUUAAAGGUGAUGAGAUUUUUGUCAUGUUUGAUGGCUGGAGAGGCGCCUUUGACUAUUGGUGCAAGUACGAUUCCCGAGACAUCUUCCCUGUGGGCUGGUGUGCCCUGACCAACCACAGUCUACAGCCUCCUGGCAGCAGUUUCACUCUUCCGAAGAGUCUGAUCCCAGUGCUGUAUCCAUCGAAGCCUACACGCCGCUCCAUGCAGUCUCCGUACCGGUUGCCACACCCCCUGCCCCCGCUCCCCGUCAGGAAGGGUGUGCGGGGACGUCGGCCCAAAAGUGAGACCAUCGCCCUUCUUAAAGCUGCGGCUGAAGCAGCUGCGGCAGCGGCAGCUCAAAACGGCGCAACACAGACCAGCACAGUCAAGAGCUCCUCUGCAGCCCAGCUCGCCCCAAGGCCCCACAAAAAGAAAGGACCCAAACCCGGCAGCAAGAGGAAACCACGAGUUUCACAGUCUCUCUCAAGUCCUGCAUUGUCGUCUUCUGCUCCAGAGAGUAGAUUAUCAGGGCUCCAGUCCGCAAAAGAUAACUCUAAUAACCUCAGCACUGGCUCAGGAGUGGUCUCAACUGUGUGUGUUUACGUGAACAAGCAUGGAAACUGUGGCCCACACUUGGACCGGAAGCAGAUGCUACAGCUGCCGGACCAUUUUGGGCCAGGCCCUGUGAACACAGUCCUACAGCAUGCUGUACAGGCCUGUGUGGACUGUGCCUACCAGCCCAAAACCCUCUUCAGUUUCUUACAGUCACAGUCAGAUGGAGGAGAAAUAAUUAGAGUACGAUCUGAUGGUGGAAUACACUAUGUGAAGCUGCCCACUGCCUCCAGUGCAUCGUUUGUGCUGCGUUUCCUGGAGACGCUGUGUCACCACCUGCAGUGUGACAACCUCUUCAGCAGCCAGCCUUUCAGCCCCUUCACCUCUUCUACUCAUCCCACCUAUGAUAGGAGCAUGUCAGAGUCUCUUUCUCAUGGUGAGAAUGGUGUGAUGAAGGAGAAACAGUUCUCUGAGGAGCCCAUGGAUUCUGCUUCUAACUCUGUGACCCCACAACCACCAACGCUGCGCAGCUCAUCAGAGUACCGCGCCCCAUCCAGUGGUAACCCCCUCUACCCCAGCCACCCUCCUCCCUUACGCCGACUUACCUCCAACCCUCCUGAGGUGGGCUCCACGCGCCUGCAGAGACGAGUGGAAGCGGCCAGUUCCACUACAGGCCCAGAGCACCAGACAGCUGAGAGGGAAGCGACCAGGGUGUCCAAUAAGAGCCCUUCCACGUGGACUAUAGAGGAAGUGAUGCAGUUUGUGCGUGACGCAGACCCUCAAGCAUUAGGGCCACAUGCAGAACUCUUUAAGAAACAUGAGAUUGAUGGCAAAGCCUUGAUGCUGCUGAGGAGUGACAUGAUCAUGAAAUACAUGGGGCUUAAGCUUGGUCCAGCACUUAAACUCUGCCACCACAUUGAGAGACUCAAACAAGGCAAACAGUAG
Messenger RNA from Chanos chanos (milkfish), 2205 nucleotides. It is a transcript of the gene scml2, whose product is annotated as Scm polycomb group protein like 2. The coding region runs from base 136 to 2205 and encodes 689 amino acids. Gene Ontology annotation, molecular function: histone binding; chromatin binding. The transcript is spliced from 14 exons. Gene Ontology annotation, cellular component: nucleus. The record is from RefSeq and is a predicted model, not a curated record. Lineage: Eukaryota; Metazoa; Chordata; Actinopteri; Gonorynchiformes; Chanidae. Gene Ontology annotation, biological process: negative regulation of DNA-templated transcription.